AAAUACUUUUCUGUGCGAGUGAAAUACCAUCUUUCACAUUAAAGGAAGAACGCAGAUUGAGGGUGUAUGAGAACUGCACACCGACUUCCUGCUGGUCGAGGGCCGUGGAAAUAACUUUUAACGCGGUUAGAGCACGUUAGAAAUUGCACAGUGCAGAGUCCUGCAAACUGCACUCUUCACCAGACACUUCUUGGAUGACCAAAUCAAGAAGGAUGGGACGGGCGGGGCAAUUUUGGUUGGAAAGACUGAAGAGAAAAGGUCACUCGGAAGACACAGGAGUAAAUGGGAGGAUGUUAAAAUGAGUCUUUGGGAAAUAUGUGUGGACUGGAUUCAUCUUUCUGAAGAUACGAACAGCUUGCGGGCUGUUAUGAACACGGCAAUGAAUUUUUGGGUUCCUUAAAAGGCGGCAAUGACUAACCAAGCGACUAUCGAUCGGUCUCUCAAGAAAAUAUCUGCUCCAUGUAGUAAGUUACUUAGUUGGGGCCUAUAUUGGACAUAAAUGGACCGAAAUUAAUUUUGGUACACUUCUCAACAGCACAUAUCAUAAAGUGUGGGUUAAAUAUACGGAUAGAUGUAACUCACCAUUGCACAUUCAUUUUGUGAACAGCGAAGAAAGAAUAAACAGAAGAUGGGGGCGCAGGGGCUGUGCUAUCCGAAUCGAUGAGAUUCUGCCGGGUCCAGGCCCGAAAAUGGAAAUGACUGUUCAAAUGUCACUGUAUUAGCAUCAUUCGAUACGACAGUGGAAGUGUUACUGGUAAACCGUGUGUAAAUUCUUUUCAUACUAGACCCAGACAUUUUUAUUUAAAUUUGAACAAUGGGGCUUAAAUAGCAACACCAACAUUUACAGAGAUAACCCCUAGCAGGUCGCGGUUUGAUGGUAGUGGCAGAGCAGAGCGUAGCCAGCACAGAUUAUGUGGUCGGUGUCCUUGGUGCCUGCAGGUCCGCUGUAUCGUGCCCGAUCCGUCACCAGUGGCAUUGUUCAUUGCCGGCUACCAGCACGCAGUCAUGCAGCCAGUGAUCCAGUGAAAUACACGCACAGAACUGUACCAGAGCUUGCAGCUUGAGAACUUUUGAAAGUUUGGUUUUGGGCGUUCUGGUCAUGGGGUCAUGCUGCAGUGGCUCCGACAGGGUUGAACCUACCAAUGAAAGAGCCACAGAGCUUGAUAAUAUAAGCAAGAGUGAGGGAAAUGAAUCAGAUUUCCAACUUCCUGUGAAGAAACGAAGCUGCACAGAUGUCUUUUUCUUGAUCAUAAUGCUGCUAUUCUUAAUUUCACUGGUUGUAUUGAUAAUAUACUGUGCUAAGAAUGGUGAUAUCUACAGGAUUAUUAAUGGCUAUGACACAUGCGGGAACAUAUGUGGCCGCUAUAAUGCACCAGUAAAAGAAUAUGACAAACUAGGAGUGUGUUUGGGAGAAGAUAGGAGCCAGGAAAAAUUACUUCAGAUCUCGUGGACUGACAAAGUGAACAGGAAAUGUGUCGAGACAUGCAGUGAUGGAUAUGAGGAGUUUUUUAAUCGUUGCAUUGAAAAGGCUGACACAGGAAUGGACAACACAGUCUCCAAAACAGGAUUUAAAAAUUUUUUCCAGGAAGUUUCAGAAGAUCUUCAGAUGAGCUGGAGAGAGAUUCUCUAUCUGAGCCUUAUUGCUUUUGGCUUCUCACUCGUACUUCUCAUCCUGUUUCGCUGCUUUGUUGGUAUCCUUGUUUGGCUGGUGCUCAUUGGCGUCACACUAGCUUGUAUCGGCGGUACCAUCUACUUAUGGAUUCUGUGGAAGUUAAAGAAAGAUGAGUUGAAGAAUACAGAGGCCAACACAGAUGUUACAAGUCAUCUGGCUUUUGCUGUUGUUGCUACUAUCAUUACGGUGAUAGUAUUGCUGGUAAUUCUGGUGAUGAGGAAACGUAUCAAGCUGGUGAUCCAACUGUUUAAAGAGGCUGGAAGAGCCAUUAACAGCAUGCCACUGCUGUUUCUGGAACCCCUACUGACGUUUGUGGCACUAGGAGUGGUAGUGGCUGCAUGGCUCAUGUUCAGCCUUAUAAUUGAAAGUUCUGGGUUCUUCACUCCCAAUAAUCCAGCCUCUUACGAGAAAGACCAAACAAUGAAGGUAACACAGUGGUACAACCUGCUGGGUCUCUUCUGGUUCAUACAGUUCUGUACUGGCUGCCAACACAUGAUUAUUGCUGGUGCGGUUGGAAAAUGGUUCUUCACAAGGAAUAAAAACAACCUAGGUUUUCCUGUCUCAAAAAGUUUCUUUAACCUGGUGCGUUACCACUUGGGAACAGUGGCAAUGGGAUCUCUUUUCAUCGCCCUGGUGCAACUUGCCCGCACCAUCCUUGCAGCUAUUCAGUCUCAGCUCAAAGGUCAUGAAAAUGCAGUUAGCAGGUGCCUGUUCAGAACCUGCCAGUGUUGCCUCUACUGCUUCGAAAAGAUCCUCAAGUACCUUUCGCGUAAUGCUUAUAUUGAAACAGCAGUCUUUGGAUAUAGCUUUUGUCGAGGUGGGCAAGAAGCCUUCAGGCAUCUGGCAUCAAAUGCACUGCGAGUUGCAGCCAUCAAUUCCGUUGGAGACUUUGUACUCUUCCUAGGCAAAGCUUUGGUGGUGGUUGCAACCAUUCUCAUUGGCAUCACAAUGUUUGAUGACAAGACUGGCAUCCGUCAUGUGUGGGUACCAUUAACAUUAGCUGGAAUAUUUGCCUAUCUUGUUGCUCACUGCUUCAUAACUGUAUAUGAGAUGGCGAUAGAUACUAUAUUCCUUUGCUUCUGUGAGGACUGUGAGCGGAAUGAUGGACUCAGUAGACCCUACUAUAUGAGCAGAGGACUUAUGGAGUUUGUGCAGAACAGCAAAAAGGCCCUGGCUGUGUUGGAUGCAUCUAGCACAUCUCCAAGUCAAGCCUGGAGUACAACAUCCACGAGACAGGCAACAUCUGGCAAGUAAGUUACCUGACUGCUUGUUGAAUUUUGUUAUAGCAUGGAAGACAAAAGCAGCAGGUCAGGACCAUGGCCUGAAAAUGCACGAUGUACAUUAUACUAGUGCAUUUGCAGCAUACAAAACUUAUCAAUACAGCCAGUGAUUUGCAAAUGCAACCACCAGCUAUAUUUAUGAAGCACAAAGAAAAGUAAAAAGUAACAUCAUACAAAGAGAUAGUGUUACCAAGUCUUGUCCCAUCCUUGUAAUUUCUUUUUGCUUACCCUCAAUAAACUCAGUAUCUGGACUCUUGCUCCCAGUAUCCAUUGGACAGGAGUGUGUGGGGUACAAAGCUGGUCAAUAUGCAGUAGCUAAGAACAAAAAUCUCUUUCCCCUGCCAGAAACCAAACCCUAGGUAUAAGC
Zootermopsis nevadensis is the source of this 3319-nucleotide messenger RNA. RefSeq names its product choline transporter-like protein 1. Gene Ontology annotation, biological process: transmembrane transport. Gene Ontology annotation, molecular function: transmembrane transporter activity. The record is from RefSeq and is a predicted model, not a curated record. Gene Ontology annotation, cellular component: membrane. Lineage: Eukaryota; Metazoa; Arthropoda; Insecta; Blattodea; Termopsidae.